ACUGAGUAACACUAACGACAAUGAACACUUUUCCAUCUAAAAAUAUUGAAAAGAAAUUUAGGUUUAUUGAAACCAAGAAGUGCAUAGUUUCCUACUGAAGUUUCAGGAAGCUCACUUUUUUUUUACCCCCAUUUUUAAUAUCACUAAAACUACAGCGGUGCAUUCCAUUUUGUAACAGUUUUUCUUCUGUCGACAAAGACUUGUCCUUCGAAGGUCUGAUGUCUUCGAACACGCUUCCGUUGGCGGCAUAGACGUAACAUCGUCGGGUCACAUUUCUUCUAUACGAUUACAUUUUAUUUCCUCGUUUCAUUGGAAAGCGUUAAAACUAAGGUCAACUGGCCUAAACCCUAACUUUUUUACCUUAAUACCAAAUACCGUCAUUUGUGCUUAACUAUAAUUAGAUUUGCUAAUGACAAAUAUAAACAAAAUAGGCGCAUUACUAUAUUUACCAUGGCGAGACUCCCGAUCUACGCCUGAUAGCCAGCCAGACAAUGUAUUCGCAAAAUCUACCUAGCGACCUGCUUCGUUUUAUAGUGGCCUGUUCCGGAUUAGCUACUUUAGGCAGUGGGCUACUAGCUUUUGUUAUGGCUAGCGCAGCUACUCUUGAUAGUGCGCGCUGACGUACUUACUGAUGGCAUUAACGAGAGACGAAAUAGGUUCAGAAGUGAUGCCAGUUUCCGUUGGUAUCGUUGCACAUAGUAUCCUUUGACAUAGACGGACGAAAGCACAAACACAUCUCGCUUAGGUAGACAUGGCGGUGAUUAGCACUCGUAGAGCAUGUAUGUAAAGCAUCACCCCGCUUUAGCACUCCACAGCACGCACUGCUCGAGAAUCUUUCUUCCGCACAGAUGAUCUGACCGGCGGCAAUGUAUUUCGUUUGUCUGAGCUAGGCAGUAGAGAUUGUAGCGUAGAGUUGAAAAUAGCGUAUAGCCACAUCGACUCACUGAUUCUCACCGACGAAAAGAGCUAUCGCACAUGAAAACGGCAUAGAUGAUGGUCUCUUAACGGCAGUUAAUAGUCGUAAUUGUAGUUUGCUUGCCUAGAACAACCUAUUUGUCAGUUCGGCAACGGCUGACGUCAUCUUAAUAACUGUUUUUGUUUUUACUCUACCUAGCCUAGAGGAAAACAUCACCACACGAAAAAGGCCAACGAAUGUUGUCGCUCGCCGUGCAACUGUCCACAGCUUCACACCACUAAUGCAAAUGCAAAGACACUAUCGGAUGAGAAGUGAACGGCCGACGAAGGUGUGGCGCUUGAUGAAGUGUCACUGUGGUCCGCUAUUAUUUUCUGUAUGACGUGCGCUAACGACAACCUCACAAACUACUCGGCUAGCCAUUUGCUUCUCGUACAACUUUUUUUCAAAGGUUUCUCAAAAGAUCCGAGAAUCGUCAGAUGGUGUAGCACGGAUGGAGUGAUGGAGACAGCAGCAGCAGCAGCAGCAGCAACAACAGUAUCCGUUGUGGUCGUUUCUUUUCCGGGUUAUAACAAUAUUAUUUCGUUAGUAGUACAUAUUACUAGUUACAGUAUGAACAGCGUUGUUGUUGGAUCGGUGGUAACAGCAGUGCCAGUGACCGUUAUACUGAGAAAAAAUUCUAUUUAUUAUUAGUAGCGAACAAUCGCCCGUCAAUAACUGCUGACCGCUUUCGAACCGAAAAACAAGAAAGAAGUGAUUUUGCCUUGUUCUUUUCAGCUGAUCCUUUAGGCUUUCGUCUCAUAUCAUGGCCACCACUCACUCACUCACUCACAGACAGACAGAGGCUAUCCGUUCAUUCAUUAGCGCCCGGCCUUUCUGUACGUUGUCGGUCGUAUUCCGCCGUGCGCUCUACCUUGCGUGAAUCUUGUAGUGCGGUUCCGCUGAAAAACCCAACUGUUUUAUCUCUCCUCGUUCGCCGAUGAACUUGUUCCACACACCCACUAGACGCAUUCUAUAAUACAAUACAAUACACUUAGAAUCAUGUUAACAACAAUCAACAGUGGUGGGAUGAUGAUAAUAAUAGCUCAAACAUUGGGGUACUGCCCCUUCUAGCUCUGUGGCACGACUAGGAGAUCGCUACCAGCAACACCAGCGCCUCCACUAACCACCAGCAAAAACGACGACAAAUACAGACAGGCUAAGAGUGACCAUCACGGGGCGGCCCAGUUAUGGAUGAAUGAGCACAGGCAACAAAACACGAACCGACUGUCUCUGCAUAUGUCUUUUCCUACGGUAGUGUACAACGAGCGAUCGCUCUAGUAGCUGUGGUGCUGGCCACCGUCGUUACCGUCGCCGCCGCCGCCGCCGCCGUCGCCGUCGCCGCCGCUGCCGCUGCCGCCGCCGCCGCCGCCGCCGCCGUCAUCAUCGCAGCCAUCGUCGUAGAUGUCUCAGUUGUUUCUAGUUGUACAAAUAGUAGCUUCAGUAGUUGCGGUAGAAACGAUAGUAUCGUGUUCGUAGUUGUAGUCGCAGCAGAAAUUGCAGGCGACAGGGUCCGUUGAGUGGAGGCAACAACUGGAUGAUAUGUCCAGUUGCCGCAGUUGCACCGACCCGUGUGAGGCAAGCAGCAGCACUCAGCCCCUUCCUUCUCUACUCCAGAAAGGCUCUCCGCUCCUCGACGACGAUCGCGGACGACUGCGACUUCGUCUUCCUCAUCGUCGUCGUAGUAGUUGGGAAAGAACGGCAGGAGCGGCACACGCUGACAAGCACAGCAGGGUCGCUAGGCCGAGCAGCGAACAUCGCAGUUAGCCGGCAGCCCGGCAAGACACAGACGACAUCGAAUAAGAAACGACGGGGAGAGAUGUAGAAGGAGGGACGGACCGAUCGACUAUAGCAGAGGCCUGUACUAAUGCAGCUACUGCCGUGGUGCUCCUUUCCCUAAGCCUGCAACAGCAGUAAUGGCAGCGGCGACGGAGCUGCCGGCUGCAGUAGCGGCCCCCGCGCCGUUUAUUUCCUCGUGUGCUCGUUCUAGUGCGGUCUACUAGUAGAAGUAGUAGCAUAGCUGCUUGUUUCAGCCGCUAUAACCGAUGCUGAGAGCUGAGCAAGACCCAGCAGUAGUGACCGCCUCCUCUCUUCGAGUGCUCCCCCCAGCCGACAUAGCGAUGUACACAGCUUUCUAUCGGUUUCGGCCUGCUGCGGUAAUGCUGGUGCUCCGAGAGCAUAAGGUACGAACAAACGGCUGCAGAGGCAUACGCGCACGGCUGACCCGAGCUUUUCUACCUUUCCUUCUGGGCAUGCGCGUCAAACAAGAUCAUCAUAAUCAUUUCAUUUUACCUCUCUUCAUGUCGAUAUCCACACUUAUAGGCACACGGAUAGAGAGCUAGACAUAGAGAUAGGUACACGCGAUAUUGGGGAACCUUCAAGCAAGCUAACUCGACGGGAAGUACAUCUACCCCUCAGCCACUGCCGCCGUGCACUUUCUCUCGCUUGCUUCACCACCAAACACUGCCAUCGGUACACACAGUUGUCAUGGAGCGCUGCUGAACCUCCACAUUUUGACGCGCGGCCGCCAAUCGACAGAACGAGGUCCGGUCGAACACAGCGACAGCGGUACGAACAUCGAAACGCUAAAAUCGCGCGGUCGAAUCGAGAUGGAUCCAUCAUUUUCGAAAACCACGAAACUAAGAUUAUCCGGCUUUUUUCUACUAAACGUAUUGAGGAAUCGUGCAAAGCACGCAUUCAUGCCAUUUUUAUCUAUCGGACGAAGCAGUACGAAACGUGCUGAAUCACAAUUUAUUUAAUUGAAGAAAGCUUACACUUCCUGUCUAAGAUGGUCAGGUUCAGAACUGACACAGGAUCAACAUCAGCAUCGAUGGCGGGCGAGGAGGUGCUGUUUUGAAUGUGUCGAACAGCUGAUUCAUUAAGGCCACAGUUUUUAUGUGUAUGCCUGUCGUAGGCAGAGCUGUAAGAGGAAGGGACAACAUACAGAUUUUGGGGUGUGUUCACUUUUUCGUAUGGGUGGCAGAAUCGAAUACUAAAUUUCUAAUACUAUAAUGUUCCGUCCAACUGAUUUGCUAUACAUAUUUAUCGCACCUGAUACUCUUCGAAACAACGACGUGUCUCUAAAUGAAACGUAUUAUAUUGAUGGAAUCAGCUGGCUGCAAUCAUGAUGGUGACGACGGUUACAGUUUUAAACGAUAAGUACUUAUGUGAAAGUGACAAGCAAAAAAAGUCAGUUUUGUUGAAUUCUGUGAUGGGGCGGUAUAUAAACCUCGCACCGGUUAGGUCUUUCUGAAUAAGCACGAUGUCAACCCAGACAGAGGGUUAUUGCCUUUCUUUGGAAGAAGAUCUUUAUAAACUUGAGUUCAAGUACUACAAAGCCCGGCAAAGCCCUCCCGAUUUAUCACAAGUACUCGACGUCGGAAAAGACGCGGCAAACUUCACAUGGAGACAAAUUGAAAUCGGCGACAACGAUUCGGGGAUAAACUCUACUGUAAAGGUGUGCGAAGUGGUUAGUGUGCCGGGUCUUCUUCUGGUUCCUGAAGCAUUUACACCAGAAGGUCUUCAUCGAUGGACUCACCGGUCUCUUUUGGAUUUCCCUGAAAGGCCAAAUGUAACCAAUCUAGAAACUCUGCCGGCCUCCGUCACGAGACGCAUAGGGGAGAGCAGGGUAUUAAACGUAGUUCUUGACGUCGAAUUGCGCAAGAAGCUCCGCUGGACAACGCUGGGAUAUCAUCACGACUGGAACUCGAAGGUAUACGACUUAGCGAAUUAUACCACUUUCCCAUCGGAUUUGGCACGCUGUGCGGCUGUCUUUGCUGAACAGGUGGCUGGGUACGCCUAUGAAUAUCAGGCAGAGGCGGCAAUAGUCAAUUACUACCCUGUUGGUACCACCUUAUCAGGUCACGUUGACCAUUCGGAAGAAGAUCUGUCUGCCCCGUUGGUAUCCAUCUCGCUCGGCUGCACGGCCAUUUUCCUGAUUGGGGGUACAGAGCGCUCAACUCGGCCUACGCCAAUCUUCUUGCGACACGGAGAUGUAGCUCUUAUGACAGGGGCUUCCAGACUUGCAUAUCACGGCGUUCCAAGAGUGUUUAUAGAAAAGGGAUCGUUUCGAAACCGUCAUUUUGAUGAUUCUUCCCAAUGUCGUACUACAGGAAAAUGGGAAACUGAUGCGGAGCAUACAAGUGAUGAAGAUGAACAAUUAGAUCAAUCAGUAGAAUGCAAGGAAUCCAUCUGCUUUUCAUAUUUAAAAAAAAACCGAAUUAAUAUUAAUAUUCGACAAGUUCACAAACCCGACAUCUAGCGACUCAAGUAGGGAUUUGGUUUCAAACCUAGAUGGUUCUCUAACUGCGUUUGAUGUCGGGAACUACUUGUGGUUUUGCCACGUAUUUGGUUAUCAAGAACAUACACCUUUUUAAUCGUAAAGCAAACGUCUUGGUACAAACUUCAAUGUCAUGCAAACAAAGCAAACCUGCCUGUUAGACAAUUGCUAGCGCCAUACGUGGAUAUAGUUAUCAAACGAUGGAGAGUCCACCUCGGUAGCCCUAAUAUUAGAUAGGACUCUGGCAUAUCACUCUUCUUUGAUAACUCAGUAGGGUAGAACGUUGCUGAAUUCCUUAUACAGAAAUACUGGAACGAACUUUGUCACGACAGAUACGGUGUGCUUUAUGUAAAUCUAAGCACUUUUGUGUAUAAAGUGACUCGGUAGUGACCAGUCUUAGACCCUGUAUUGAGAAAUUAUUAGGUUAGGAACUUUACGAUAAGCUAAGCUACUUGAUGUCGGAUUGCUGUUUAUUUUUGCACAUACUGUCGUUCAAGUUAUGUAAUGAAGUUGCUGCCCAAUAAUGUUUGCCGUUUUAGUUAAGUGAAAUGGCCGCCAUUUAGUGAGAAGGUAAUGCCCAUGCUUGUUCGUAACAUCGGAACUAAACCUCUCAAGCAAAUAAAAAAAAAAAA
Messenger RNA from Varroa destructor (honeybee mite), 5863 nucleotides. RefSeq names its product alpha-ketoglutarate-dependent dioxygenase AlkB (gene AlkB). Gene Ontology annotation, molecular function: ferrous iron binding; broad specificity oxidative DNA demethylase activity; oxidative RNA demethylase activity. Gene Ontology annotation, cellular component: nucleus; cytoplasm. The record is from RefSeq and is a predicted model, not a curated record. NCBI's taxonomy places the organism in Eukaryota, Metazoa, Arthropoda, Arachnida, Mesostigmata, Varroidae. Gene Ontology annotation, biological process: oxidative RNA demethylation.